AUGAGGAUCGUGAAGAGAGGCACUCCACUACCUGCUCUCGGAGAACCAAUUCUCACCGUCAAGUUGCAGAAAAUCCCUCGCAAACGCAUACCACCAACAGGCCUCCUAGGCAGCGCCGAUAAGAGGACCGACCCUCGUGGACCAACGAGGAGGUCAAUCAGCGUCGCCCGAAUCGCAAAAGUCGCCAACGUAAUCGACCAGAUAUGUGCGCGGAAGAUGUUGAGAAACUUGUGA
Messenger RNA from Prunus armeniaca (apricot), 234 nucleotides. Lineage: Eukaryota; Viridiplantae; Streptophyta; Magnoliopsida; Rosales; Rosaceae. The record is from the annotation of a GenBank genome assembly.